Molecule: messenger RNA, 1633 nt
Organism: Rubroshorea leprosula
Lineage: Eukaryota; Viridiplantae; Streptophyta; Magnoliopsida; Malvales; Dipterocarpaceae
Source: the annotation of a GenBank genome assembly
CCGGACAGGGCUCCUUUCCCAUUUUUAAGACUGCCGAAAGGCGAAAUCUGUUUCCCAUUAUCUCACUCUCCAUUCCUUCCUCAAUUCCUUACCCAUUACUUAAUCCUUAUUCAAGAGCACAUUUUCAGGAGAAAGUUAGGUAGGACUGUGCAUUUCAGCUGCAAAACAGUGUUAAGAUCUAAUCAGGAGUAUCCAUAUAUUGGAAAUGACUACAUCUGAGCAAGAUUCUUAUGUUGUUCAGUGGAGUAUGCAACUGUUUGAUUGCGAUCCGUAUGCUAAUUAUCAUGGACAGUAUUUCAAGGAGGAUCAUUAUGAUACAGAAUGCUGCAAUGUGGAAAAUGAUGAGCUUAUUGCACAUGCUCUUCAACAGGAGCUGUCACAACUUUCAGUUGUUGAAGAACAGGGAUCUCCAAAUGAAGGGCAAGUGUCUGGUUACCAACAGGAUUGGGUUUGUCAAUCUAUAGGAAAUUAUGGUUCUGGUCAGGAUUGUGGCCAGGAGGAGCAAGAUGAUGUUGGACCUUCCAGUUCAUGUUCUAGCCCUGAGGAAAACUUGUACUACAAGGAGGAUUUGCUGUUUUCGCUGGAUCUGACAGAUGAGUCCAGUAAGCGGAAACUAUCCCCAUUCUUCAAUGCUUUCUUUCUCAUUGCUGUCACUGCUUUCACACUCCUCCCUCUACCCCUGUAUCCUUUCAUUCAUUGUGUCUUUCUCUCUCUGAGCUUUCUGGGUUUCUGGUGUUCACAAUUCACAAAGAGGUAAGCUUUUUCUUUGAAACCGAGCUCUGCAUUUUCAACGGUCACUUUGUGUGGGUGUGGAGAUGCUUCCUCUGUUCUUGUUGGCUCUUGUCAUCUGCAACUUCCUUGGUUUAGUGGGUUCCUUGAAUGAUGAAGGGUAUGCUCUGUUGUCAUUUAAGCAGUCCAUUUACCAGGACCCAGAAGGGUCUUUGAGUAACUGGAACUUCUCAGAUGACAACCCUUGUUCAUGGAAUGGGAUUACAUGCAAGGAUCAAAGAGUUAUUUCUGUUAGCAUUCCAAAGAAGAAGCUAUAUGGUUUUCUUCCUUCGGCUUUGGGUUCUCUCUCUGAUCUUCGACAUGUAAAUUUGAGGAACAACAGGUUUUUUGGUAGCUUGCCUGCUGAGCUUAUUAGAGGUCAGGGGUUACAGAGUUUGGUCCUUUAUGGGAAUUCCUUUUCUGGGUCUUUGCCGGAUGAAAUAGGGAAGCUGAAAUACCUUCAAAUCUUAGAUUUGUCGGAGAAUUUCUUCAAUGGGUCGUUGUCUGCAUCAAUUACUCAAUGUAAGAGGCUAAAAACCCUUGAUCUUAGCCAGAACAAUUUCACUGGUCCUCUGCCUGAUGGAUUUGGGGUUGGUUUGCUUUCUCUUGAAAGACUUGAUCUUUCAUUCAAUACUUUCAAUGGUUCAAUUCCUAGUGAUAUGGGAAAUUUGUCUAAUCUGCAAGGAACUGUGGAUUUAUCUCAUAAUCUCUUCAGUGGUUCAAUCCCACCUAGCCUAGGGAAUCUUCCAGAAAAGGUGUAUAUUGAUCUCACUUAUAACAACUUGAGCGGGCCAAUACCUCAGAAUGGUGCUCUGAUGAAUAGAGGACCAACUGCAUUUUUAGGGAAUCCUGGGCUCUGUGGACC